Molecule: messenger RNA, 922 nt
Organism: Marasmius oreades (fairy-ring Marasmius)
Lineage: Eukaryota; Fungi; Basidiomycota; Agaricomycetes; Agaricales; Marasmiaceae
Gene: PUP2
Product: proteasome component pup2
Exons: 7
Coding region: 60-788 (242 amino acids)
Biological process (GO): proteasome-mediated ubiquitin-dependent protein catabolic process
Cellular component (GO): nucleus; proteasome core complex; proteasome core complex, alpha-subunit complex
Source: RefSeq, a predicted model, not a curated record
CGUGAUUUUCGCCUUGAACGCGCGUCGAGUUAUACACGCAAUCCUCUUCCGAUACCACCAUGUUUUUAACGCGUUCAGAGUACGAUCGUGGUGUGAACACAUUCUCGCCAGAAGGACGGCUAUUCCAAGUCGAAUAUGCCAUCGAAGCAAUCAAACUCGGUUCGACUACGCUGGGAAUUCGAACAGACCAAGGAGUAGUUCUGGCCGUCGAAAAGCGCGUUCAAUCACCUCUCAUAGAAUCCAGCUCCAUUGAGAAGAUAAUGGAAAUUGACCGUCAUUUGGGCUGUGCCAUGUCAGGUCUUACCGCCGAUGCAAGAACGAUGAUUGACCAUGCUCGAGUAACAGCCCAGAACCAUUCAUUCACAUAUGACGAGAAGAUUAAGGUGGAAAGUGUCACCCAGGCGGUUUGCGAUUUGGCUCUGCGGUUUGGCGAGAGUGUGCAUGAUGAGGAUGCGAUGAUGAGUAGACCGUUUGGGGUGGCGCUUUUGAUUGCGGGGAUUGACGAGGUUGGACCUCAGCUGUAUCAUACUGAUCCAUCCGGAACAUUUGUGAGAUAUCAGGCGAAGGCAAUUGGCUCGGGCUCAGAGGCUGCACAAGCAGAGCUACAAGAGAAGUGGUAUUCGCAAAUGACAUUACAAGAGGCAAAUAUAUUAGCAAUGCGUGUCCUGAAGCAGGUCAUGGAAGAAAAGUUAGAUCAACAUAAUGUGCAAUUAGCACAAGUUACCCCUCAGAAAGGAUUCGAGAUAUUGGACGAAACGAGCCUAAAAGCAGUUAUCGACCAGAUGUAGAUCAGCUCCUUCACGACUCGUAAUAAUAUUGCUAUCUUUCAGAAUGACGUUCUCUGUACGAAUUUUGGAGGGGUUCCAACGAUCUGUGUGCUGCUACUGCUCAGUGUCCUGGUCAACAUCACAAUCUCCUGCUG